ACAAAGGGGGGGGGGAGAGGGAAAUGGGACUCUGGAUGCUUUGGUUGGCAGUGCCCGCUCCUUGUCUCAGGAGCACCUUUCCUCCACUGCUGAAUUCCUUCACAAAUCAACAGCUGCCACACACUCCGUGCACCCUCCCCCCUCACUUGAAAUUUGACCCUCCCACGGCCCCACGGUUAUUUUUAACUUUAUAUUGGCUGCCUAAUUUUUAUUAUUGUUAAAUCAUGCCGGCCUGGGACCGGACUUGUCCAUGAUUUCUGCAUCUCCUGAAGUAGGUGGCACGCUCCCACUUCUUUCCUCCUCUUCAGUUCAGGUGGCAAUUGCUCCUCUUCAGCUUUCCUAAACAGUGCCUGGCUUCAAGGGCACUGAGGCCGCUCUGCUGAGGAAGGUUGUGACUAGUAAAAAUCUACAAUUGCAAAUCAUGUGUGGCAGUUACCAACCAGCCGGUUGUCUAUGGAGAUGGUGUUUAUUGUUUGCCCUUUGGACUUGUGCUGGAACAGUUACCUGGCACCAUCUCACUUGUCUGCCUGAGUCUGCCUCCACCUCCCAACCUAUCCUGGGCUUCCGGGAGGUCUUGCGAAGAGGCAAAGGAUGUAUCAGCCAGGGACUCUCCUCCACGGGUCAAGAAGUGCAUGUCAUCAGCCUGCGCAAAGGAAGGCCUGCCAAAGCCCAGGUAACUCUCAUGUUGGCGCCAAAUCUUUUGAGCUGGGCCCCCAUCUUUGUACUGCACUCCCAGCAGCCAGUGCAAUGGAUGUUGUCAUCUUCUCCUGGAAAAAACUGGACCUUCCAGGUCUCUCUGGGCUCCAGCAUCUCAGCCCCUCAACAGGUAGUAUUUGCAGAGACUGAUUUCCCAGAUACUGCGAGAGGCCUGCUUAAGUGGGCAAGCAGGAAUCAUGGAGGGGUGACUUCAUUGGCUGAGUAUCGUGGAGUCAAUACAAUCUACACACGCCUGGGGCCUGGUGGGGCUGCCCAGGCAACUUGCAAAUUGCGUAGGAAUUUCCUAACUCCCAAGCACUUUGCCUCCGAACGCCAGCUGCAGCCACUGAGGAUUUGCCAGAAUCCUGACCCUCCUCAAGAUCUUGAAGUUCACAUCAUCCUUUCCAAAGGGGUUGCCCCCAGUCUGCUCUCUUCCAGGACCCGGCUGGCCCAUCUGACUGUGGAGCUUCAUGCGGUUGGAAGAUCUCCACGCCAGGGGCUCCUCUUGAUCCUGAAGAGUGAAAGAGCUGCCCAAUGGAUGGUUCGUGUCCACUGUUUCACUGGACAGCUGCAUGUACUGGCUUCACACAAUGUCACAGUCAGCAAUCCAAAAAAGAAGCAGCCUUUCACUGUGAUUCAGCAUACGCUUCCUGAGCUUGCUAAUGCUAAAGAUCCUUUACAAUAUGCAGCAGAGCAGAAGCUACCAGCAUUCACUUCUUACACUGAAGCUGAGCGGGUGAACAGAUUCCUUCUGGUUUUUGGACUGAAUGAGGCCAUACCUGUUCCUCCAGAGAAUCACGAACUCUUUGGGCCCAUGUUCUUGCCUGCCUCCAAACUUGCAGUUGAGAGACAGCACUUUCCAGAGGCUGUCACCAAAGGCUGGGAAAAGAAGCCGAAGGAAGAGGACAGUUCUGUUCUCACUACCUUGCCCACAGCUGAAACAGAAAAAGUUGAAUCUGAUUUAUGCUAUGGGUUUCAAAAGCCCAUGCAGGAAAAGAAGGAUAUAAAGCAAACAUUUUCCUCAGAAGCCAAAAAGUCAUCGAACCACCCUUUUCAACAUGGCGAUAUCCUGCUCAGCCUAGAAGUGUCCAGCUCUGAGGCUUUUGUCAAGCAACUAGGAUUCUGUAUCGUCUCUGCCAACAGCCGGGUCUUUGUGGAAGCAUCUUUGAUCACAUAUCACUUCUGUCUUGGCUUCACCAUCCAGCAAUGCUUCAUCUCUGCCUCUUCAGAUUCUUCAGUGGUAUCUUCAUACCUGCUUAUCCAGCACAGCUGUGCAGCUGAUUCCCAUGUUACCCUGUCAGCAUCUGAAUGGGCCAUUCAGGACCAGGCAUUGCCCCCAAGAUACCGCCAACGGCAACGACUAAGUUUUGUGCUCCAGCCUCGCUCCAAUGACUCCAUUCAUUUCUUACAUUGCCGCCUGACUCUCUGCAGCAGGGAACAGCAUGACUCCAGAAAAACUAGCGGUUCAAUCCCCAAGUGCCAGUUUGAGAACAAAGCCUGCAGGAGAGAAGAGCCAGCCAGUGGGGACUUCCAGCGUACCUUCACAAAGCCCAUCAUGGUAACCAUGGAAACUCCACUCAGAUCUGCUUCUCCUGGUCUGAAGCCAGCUAAUUCCCCGGCUAAGCAGCAAGGAAAAAUGAAGGAUGCAAGGAAGUUGCAGAAGGCACAAAUUCCGACUACUACUCCCCCAGUUCUGGAGCUCCCAGCUGUCACUGGCCUAGCCUUUUCAGCAUUCAUCAUUGGCAUCUCCCUCACUGGUGGCCUCUGGUUCAUGCAUUCUCAGACGCGUAAGAUGGCUGCCAGAAAGAGGGCCCAACUUGCAAAUGAGAAAGCUCCUGAAGAAACAGCUGUUUCCACUUUGGAUAUUUCCUCAGCUUUGAAUGUAACCAGCCCUGCAGAUAGUUUCCUGCCCUAGAAGCCUCUCCUGAGACACAGAUUCUGGGAUGAAUUUGCAAGCUUCUAUAAACCUACUAGCAUUCUCCCUCUAUUACAACUGGAAGCUUCAGUGUCUUUUUACUGUGCUUGAAUUUGUGCUUGAUGCUCCUCUAGCUUUAAUAAGUAAAUGAGCAGCAGGAAGGUUUUUCAUUAUGAAACAAGGUGGAAGACUAGAAAGCUGUCUCUUCAUUGGAGUGCGCCUCCUGUCUCUUACUGGGCCAUCAACAAAAGGAACUGUCCUGCUUGAGUCUGUACGAAAAUAUCUACAUUCCUCUACUGUGUCAGAUAUGCUGCUGUUGUUAUACUUGGGGAAGUUGUCAAUUAAAGACAUUGGGAGAUAAGGGAACAUUUAAUAAUUCCUACUGAGUGUCAUCUGGCUGUGUUUUUCUGUCCAAUAGUUGUAAUACUUUGUAGCUGAUACAUUUAAAUGACAUGCCCUAUCCAACAAAUAAACUAAUUUAGAUCUUAAUGUAUUGAUUCAAUAA
Molecule: messenger RNA, 3116 nt
Organism: Crotalus tigris (Tiger rattlesnake)
Lineage: Eukaryota; Metazoa; Chordata; Lepidosauria; Squamata; Viperidae
Product: transforming growth factor beta receptor type 3-like
Exons: 17
Coding region: 422-2611 (729 amino acids)
Source: RefSeq, a predicted model, not a curated record